AUAAGAAAACAAGCGUGUUCCUUGUUUAUUCCUAUUAUAAGGCCUUUUCAUAGUUUUUGAUCUGCAUUGCGUAAUCCAAUGUUGAAAUAAUUAAACUAUGCUAUCUCCCUGGCGAGGAUAUCAGAUUAGCUAACUGUUAAUUUCUCUGCCCUUUGAUCCACUAACAAUUUUAAUCCUAAUCAUCCUAUCAGUUUUAAUGAGAACAUCAUUAAACUGUAAUUAGAAACCACAAUUUCUAAUUUGAAACUCUAAAUUCAUUCGCAAUCAAGUUCUGGUCCUACCUGUUAGGCCUUAUUUUCUCUCCUUCAGUUAUUUAAUUAACUCAGCUAAAACUUUAUGGGUUUACUCUUGGCUCCUAAUAGUAAAUAGCGCUCCCCCUAGUGCUUGGCUGGUGAAGUGACAUUGCCUCCACGGUGGGCCCCGGCCACGGGAUUCCGCUGGACAAUUUAACCUUUCACCAAGCCUAGGGUAUAAGAACCUUAACCUUCCAAUUAGCAAAACCCCAAAAAGGAAAUUAGGGUUUCCUCAAAACUUAGGACAGUUGGUUUUAUCUUACUAAAACAGCAAAACCAAUCCCAUAAGUGUAUCCAUUCAACAGCACCACCACGCUGACACCCUUGUUACUAAUCCUAAAAUUGGGAGCAACUCCUCACUCUUCUUCCUCUUCUCUUGUCUCCUUGCUGCUAUCUUCUAAUUUGAUUAUUGCUACUGUUUGCUGAGAUUGUGCCUGUAGGACGGUCACAAGCAGAGGACUUUAACCCUUGAACAGGUAUUUGUGGAACUUGAGACGACAUUUCAAAACUGUUUUCCAUUUAAUGUCCCCUCUGUGAAAUCCUACACUGCCAGGCUAAAACAGGUCACCGAGAAGGUAGACGUCGGAAAACUUUAAGCACGCACGAAGGACACUCUAACUAGCGUUGUGGUGUCAGUUUGCCAUUAAGGGACCAGUACUGUCAUUGCUAUUGUUUUCCUUCACCCCGGAAAAAAUUAAUAGCAAUCACAGGCUUACAAAAAAAAAAAUUUCCCAUUUACAAUCCUCUGACUAGAAGCAGGGUUUAAAUUGGGCCGGGGCCGUCCGGGGCUAAGCCCCGGCACAUAGACUCCAGGGCUCGACAUUAACGCUUCAUUAAUGCCAGACAAGUAACAUGAUUAAAACAUCAAUAACCAAAAAUAACUAUGUAAACACCAAAACUCAAGUAUUAUUCUGAUUUUAUUACAUUUAGAGUAAGUGGCGAAUAGUGGAUAGCUACUGUAUAUAAUGCAUCUAUUGACAGUAUAAGGUUGCGCUGCUGAGGCGCAACCUUAUACUGAUUUCUCCAGGAGAAAUCUUCAGGAGAAAUCAAAACACGCAACACUAAGAAACUCAGCAUACUGAGGUAACAAUUCAAAAUGGAAAGUUUUUAUAUUUAAAAUACACAGUUAGUUACGCAACAUCAUUCACCAUUACGACUGUUUAAUAGUUCUAUAAACAGUUCAAUGAGCAAAUACAGUAAUAUUAGGUCACUUUUUUGGCGGAACCACAGCGCAUUUCAAAGCAACCAUCUGAUUCAUUGCUGAAUGAUUCAGUGUUUUGAAGGAAUCGGUUGAGUCAAAGUAUCAUUAGCCCAUGCAUAAACAUCUGAUGAAUCUGACGUUUGAAUGAACGUCUCAAUGACUCCCUCAUUAAACGCUCACUACUGGCACCUACUGGCGUUUUAAUUUAGUUUAAAAGUAUAAUUUCCACCAUUUCUUGUUUGUAUAUUCAAACAUUUUUUUUAAGAAUCUCAUAAUUGAAUGUAGUUGUAUUUUUCAGUGUAAGUGAUUUUAAUUUGAUAAAUUGAUAUAGAUAAUAACAAUCACAUUAUUAUAAUUGAAUUUAUAGAUCAAAUGUAAGAAUUUGAAAUGAAAGUUAAUGAGAUUAGUGGGAAAAUGCCCUCUAUAAAGGUAAAAAAAAAAAAAACAUGCAGAUUUAUAGCCUAUGUCACAGCUGAUAGAAAACCGAUGAGAAUAUUGCAUUAGAAUAAAUCAUAUUUGCAAAAAAACAAAACACACACACACAUAAUACAUAUAUAUUUCCAUUGUCCUCAUUUGUAAGUCACUUUGGAUAAAAGUGUCUGCUAAAUUACUAAAUGUAAAUGUGUGUGUGUGUGUGUAUAUAUAUAUAUAUAUAUAUAUAUAUAUAAGCUCGAUACCAUAGAGCCCCCCCACAUAACAAAUCCCAAUUUAACCCCUGACUAGAAGCACCCUUCAAAAUCAGACUUAAUAAAAAAAAAAAAUACGAGAAAAAUCUGAUACCAGAAAGGAGUAUUUUGUUUUGACUUUCCCUUACAGGAAAAAGGGAAGCACCCAAGUAUUACCCUGUUCCUGGCUCUGUUGGUGUUCUUCUUUCCUUUCUCUGUUCUCCAGCUGUGCGACCUGUGUGUGUGUGUGCUCAAUUUUCCCCCACAGAGGCUACAAAUUAGAAGCACGCCCCCCAGAGGACCACAGUCACAGAGAACCACACUCACCUGCUCAUCACACACUUUACAUUGCACUCUUACACCCCUGUUUGCUUUGUUUGUUUUGUUUUUCUCUUCAGGGUCUGUGUCAGUCGCGGUUCGAGGUACCCCUCAUUCCGCCAAAACAUGUCUCGCACAACGGAACAUGGCGGCCAUUGGGAAGAUCUAGAAACAUGGCUAAGUGUUGCGACAGACAGCCUCCUCCCUAAGGCUGCUGAAACACUCAAACAUCAGACACAGGACCAGCUAGAUGACAACAUAACAAGCCUCAUGGCACAAGACCCAAGUCAAAGCUACACUCACAAAGAAUUAGCCAAGAUCACCGGCUCCUUAAGUCACACACUCAUCGCCACCCUCAAAUUGAGCGACAAGCACGCUGCACACCUACAGCAGGAGCUGACACGCGCACAACGACGCAUCGAGCAGCUGGAACUGGAAGCUCAUGAACAACGGGAAAGGCCUGAUGAGGUGGAACAAGGCGCUGAGGAGGAGAUCAACAAGCUAAAAGAAACCCUAGUAGCUAACACCAAAGAAAUGGAACAGGUCAAGGCAGACUAUUCUGAUCAUUCUAACAAGCUACAGUAUGCAGAACAGCUACUGGAAAAGGCAAGGGCUGACUUCAGGGAUAAAAACGGCAGAAUCAAAACCCUUGAAACUCACCUGGAUGAAUCAAGAAACGAGAUCAGCCUAACACGACAGCUCGACUACCUCAAAGAGGAAUCCGAUAGUUUCCAAGAGGAACUCAAGCACGCUUACGAACUGCGCCGUGAGCCGUCGAGGACAUGACGCGCACCGACCUCACCCCUGCCGAGCAGGACCGGGUCACCUGUUCCUGGACUGACACGUGAGCAAAAGGUGGAGGGGGUGGUGUCGAAACAUUCACCAGCUCCCUCUGAAGAACUUCACCUCACGGCAAAGCCAAAAGAACCUGCCGCAACCAGCUGCGGAUCUUCGCAUGGCUUGGACCUAAAAGACCUCUGGAGCGGAGCACUGAACCAGGAAGUUGGUCGCCAGAUAACACGGGUACCAGUUAAACCAUAACACCAGCAGGGACGCAGCAAAGCAAAAACACUUCAGAGUCCACACACUCCACAUUGUGACACAGGGUAAAUCCACAGGUAGGCAGGAAGGAGUUUUAAACGGUUUACAACGGAGUCCCACAGGGUAGUGUAUUAGGUCCUCUUUUGUUUUUAUUAUAUAUCAAUGAUAUCCAGGCUGUUUGUGAGUGUAAUAUGUUCUUAUAUGCCAAUGAUGCUGCUUUAUUGGCUUCUGGGAAGGAGACUAAUAAAAUUCAAGAAAAGUUAGGUGAAGAGUUAGUUAAGGUGAAGGAUUGGCUGUCGGAAAAUAAGCUUUUAUUACAUUUAGGAAAAACAGAAUCUAUUAUUUUUGGGUCUAAGUAUAAACUGGGUAAGGAGGAUGAUUUAGUAAUCAAAGUUGAUGGGUAUGAACUAACUAAUAAAACAUUGGUCAAUUAUCUAGGAUGUGUUCUGGACAAUAAUUUAAGUGAGGCUAGUAUGGCUAGGAAAGUAUCUGGAAAAGUUAAUGCUAGAAUUAAGUUUAUAGCAAGAUAUGCUGUUUUUUUUUUGGAUAGAUAGUUUAAAGGUACUUGCUACAGGCUUAGUUCAGUGCCAUUUUGAUUACGCUUGUUAUUCGUGGAUGACCAAUUUAUCCAGAACUUGAAUGAUAAAGUUACAAAAAUCACAGAAUAAACUGAAAAGGUUAGUUUUAGGAUUACAUUGUUUUAGUCAUGUGGAUAAUAUACACUUUCAACAGCUUGGUUGGUUACCAAUUGAAAGAAAAUUAGUAUUACAGAAAUUAAAAAUAGUACAUAAAAUCAUUAAUGACAGGGCUCCAGUAUAUUUUAUUUUAUCAUAUUCAGGUGCUAAGGAAUGGAAUAUGCUGCCGUUAGAUAUUAAGGUUUUAGCAAAUUGUGAGGGUUUCAGAAUAAGGGUGAAGAGGCUGUUUUUAGAUAGGAUGUCUUAAAACGUAUAAGGAAAUGUUGAUCUGUUUGUUAUUUUA
Onychostoma macrolepis is the source of this 4496-nucleotide messenger RNA. RefSeq lists its product as uncharacterized. The coding region runs from base 2604 to 3263 and encodes 219 amino acids. Lineage: Eukaryota; Metazoa; Chordata; Actinopteri; Cypriniformes; Cyprinidae. The record is from RefSeq and is a predicted model, not a curated record. The transcript has a single exon.